AUGUCAUCGCCAGAUCUGCGCAGGAAGGUCGGCCAGCUCUUCGCGGUCGGCUUUCAUGGUCUGGUUCCCAGCCCCGAAAUAAAAAUCCUGAUUCGAGAUUAUAACCUAGGUGGGAUCGUUCUCUUUAAACGGAACAUUCGCGAUGCUGCGCAGCUUCAGUCUUUGACUCUCGCCCUGCAACAGGAAGCCAAGGACGCUGGUCAUGAACAUCCUCUUUUCAUAGGCAUAGACCAGGAAAAUGGCCUGGUCACCAGGAUUUCUCCACCAAUUGCAGCUCAGCUCCCGGGAUCGAUGGCAUUGGGAGCAACCCAUUCCCCAGAACUUGCUUACCGUGUCGCCAAGGGAACGGGAGAGACCCUAGGACACUUUGGCAUCAACAUGAAUUAUGCUCCUGUCUGUGAUAUUAACUCUGAGCCUUUGAAUCCCGUCAUCGGCGUGCGUAGUCCCGGCGAUGACCCGGAGUUUGUUGGCCGAUUAGCAAGUGCUGCCGCCCAAGGGCUCAGAGAAUGUAAAAUUGUGCCCUGCAUCAAACAUUUUCCGGGCCAUGGGGACACCGCUGUGGACUCUCAUUACGGCCUCCCCGUCAUUCCCAAGGACAGAGAUCAGCUGGAACUCUGUGAAUUGGUGCCUUUUCGUCGCUGCGUUGCGGAGGGUAUUGAAGCUGUCAUGACUGCACAUAUUGCGUUGCCUGGUCUUGGUGAUGAAAAGUUGCCUGCUACCCUUUCUGCCGAUGCCUUGAACAUCUUACGGAAGGACAUGAAGUAUGAUGGUAUGGUGAUCUCAGACUGUCUUGAGAUGGAUGGUAUCCGCGCCACUUAUGGCACGGAACAGGGCUCCGUUCUCGCAUUGAAUGCCGGAUGCGAUAGUAUCAUGAUCUGCCACACGUAUGAAGCGCAAGUGGCUUCGAUCGGAAAAGUCUGUGAGGCUAUCAAAUCUAAUGUUGUUCCCAUUUCUCGUUUGGAAGAGGCUUCCAGCCGCGUUGACAAGUUGAAGAGGGCCUUUUUGAACUGGGAUACAGCGCUGCAGCACCAAGGUACAGAGGCCCUUGUCUCUAUUAAUGCAAAGAAUUCCGCUCUUGCCAGAGAGGCUUACUCUCGUUCUACCACCCUGGUCCGUAGUAAACCGGAAGUUCUGCCCUUGUCUGAAACUGGCACGAUUGCUCUCAUCCUUCCAGGAGCAGAGAUCCCUGCGGGUGGGGCUGUGGAUGGGGAAGGACUGGGAAAACAGGGAUCCUACAAGGCCACUCAUUACAUUAACAUACUCCAAUCCUAUAACCCGGCCACUGUUGAAAUUCGCCAUGGUGCUGCUGGCCUGUCUGCUGAACAAUGGGAUGUGGUUACUGCCGCUGAUGUGGUCAUUCUCACUACGAUGAACGCAGCCGAAUCUCUAUAUCAAAAAUCCCUUGGCCUAGAGCUAGCUAAGCGUGCGCGGAAAGUAGUUUCCAUCGCAGCCAGCAGUCCUUACGACUUUCUGGAGGAUCCAGAUAUCGGAACAUACAUCACCACUUAUGAGCCAACGGUAGAAGCAUUCGCAGCAGCAGCGGAAAUUAUCUUUGGAAAAUCACGGGCGAAGGGAGCCUUGCCAGUUGGAUCAAGAACUGCGACCAAGUCUUCAAUUACUGUGAUGCCAUUUGAUCCCCAAAAUGACCUAGACCAGCUAGCUGCUAUCUGGAAUGCGGCCCUGCCUACCUACGCGCUUCCCAAGGAGAAUUUACAAAGACUGCUGGUCAGGCCCAAUGGGCACCACUUCGUUGCCCGCAUUGGCUCCACCAUGGCAGGCUUCUGUAUCGCCUAUACAACGCUAAACAUGGGAAAUAUUUCUGGGCAACUUGCAGCGCUUGUUGUGAAUCCUUCGCAUCAGGGUAAAGGUGUUGGGACUACCUUGCUGGCGAAAACCAGGUCGUUCUUUCGGACCAAUUUUAACCUUAACAGUCUCGCUCUGAGCAGUGUAUUUCCUCGAUUUUGGCCCGGGAUACCCAAGGACUUGCCCUAUAAGGUGCAGGAGUUUUUUCUACACCGAGGCUUUCGACUCGGCGCUCCAGAUGAUCGUGCGGUUGAUUUGUAUCAAGACAUCCGAAACUAUGAAGCCCCCGAGGACUAUGUCACUCGCGCUAAAGAACGGGGCUAUACUUUCAGUCCUCUCCAGUCAGAGCAUUAUGAAGAGUGCAUCCUGGCCCAGAAAAGGAACUUCUCUACAUACGGAGGCUGGGUUGAACAAUAUGUUGAGCUCCAUCCUCGUGACCACCCAUCCAGUAUCAUGGUUGCAUUUGACUCCCGGGGGAAACAGGUUGGCUGGACACUAAUGCUAUCUCCGUCUUCACCCAUCCUUCAACGGGAUUGGGCCCUUCCACCAUUAUGUGGUCCCAAAACCGGCCUGAUCGGGUGUGUUGGCACCGAUUCUGCGCACCGAAGCCAAGGGAUUGGUCUUGCACUGCUCUGUCACGCCAUUGUGAAUAUGAAACAAAGAGGUAUCGAGGGAAUAUUUGUCGAUUGGGUUAGUUUGAACGGCUGGUACGAGAAGGUGGGCUUCCAAACCUGGAGAAGUUAUAGGGCCGCAUCGAUUUGA
This is a messenger RNA of Monascus purpureus, 2565 nucleotides long. The record is from the annotation of a GenBank genome assembly. NCBI's taxonomy places the organism in Eukaryota, Fungi, Ascomycota, Eurotiomycetes, Eurotiales, Aspergillaceae.